CUCUAGUGCGAAACGAGCUCAGGAGAAACGGCAGAAGAGAGUAGAAAUUAUCGCCGACACCCUUCCUGUACCCGAGCGGGAGGAGCGCAUCAACCAACGGCGCGCAGCCGUCUCCAACAGCAGCAGGAGGGGAGAAUUCGCCGAGAGGGCGCAAUCUUCGGGCCGCAGUUUGACACCGCGUGGACCGAAGCGCGGGCAGAUCCCCAAGAAAGACGCCCAAGUGUCCGUAUAUCAACGGAUUCAAGAAUUCCCCAACCAGUCUCUGUACGUGAUCGACACCGGCGUCAUGGGGUGUCGCGCGUGCCAUGGCAAGAUCGUCUCACUGCACAAGGACCGAACAAAGACCCACUGCAAGGGGAAGAAGCACGUACUCAAUGUGAAGAAGCUGUUCCAAACCAAGGAAGAGGACAAAAACACGCUCCACGCGCAUGCCGAGGUGUCGGAGGAGUCAGGAGGCAUGUACGGAGACGCCCUGAGCGACGAAGCCAAGCUGACGCAGAUCAAGGCGGUGAAGGGGUGUUUGGCGGCAGGCAUCCCGCUGAACGCGAUGGACAACCCGAUUUUUCGUUCUUUCCUCAGCCACUGCAAUGUGGAUUUGCCUCACCGUGCGCACCUGGCAAAAUACGUGCCGUUCAUCCUGGCGGAGGAGCGGAAGAAGCUCCAAGACGAGAUCGGCAACCGCCCCUACGCCAUCUGCUUCGACGCUACGCCGUGGCUUGCCGAGUGCUUUGGGUUGGGGGUCCGAUUCAUCGACUCCAGUGGAAAAGUACGUGAUGGUCGGCAAAGGGGUAUUGCCGUGUUCUCGUCUGCUCUCGCGCUCUCGCGAGAUUUGACACCAAGAAAUCAACGUAGACCCGAAGUCAAUCAGUUUGGCAUGACUCAUGAUUUCACGACGCCAACCUCAUCAAUCCUUCCUUGCCUCCCCCACCCCCUCUCUCACGCCCGCCUUUCCCAUCCUGCAUUUUACAGCCGGUGCAGCGUGUUCUGCACUUGAGCAUGCUGAAGAAGAGCAUGACGGGGGCGGACAUCGCGGGCGAGGUUAACCGAAUCGUCACCCAUCAAUUCCGCCUCGACCCCAACAACUGCCGCGCCGUGAUGGGUGACAGCUGCGCGGCCAACCUCCUUGCUAUGGAUUCGCUUCUCCUGGUGUUCAGGUUCGCCGUCGUCAUCCCGUGCUUCUCCCACACCUUCAACAACAUCGGCAAGCAGCUGGUAUGCGAGGAGAUCGACGUAUUCCUGGGCAAGCUCCACACCCUGCUUUCGCACAGCGCCUUCGCCAAGGACCUGUUCCGCAAGGAAGUCGGGGUACGCGCUCCCGAAACGCCGGGACACCGUUGGGGCUCGAGAUUCGAGCGGGACGAAGUGAUCGCUGUGAACUGGCCUGGGGAAGCAAAUGCUCGGGUCUACCAUCACGGACGCGUGUACAUGCAGCUUGAGCUAUUUAUUAUUUAUCUCUGUAGCAGCCCCUCUGCAUUCCAGACUCUCUGCAGGGCAGCAACACUUCGCGGCAGAGAGUAGUAGAAC
Messenger RNA from Ectocarpus sp. CCAP 1310/34, 1524 nucleotides. The record is from the annotation of a GenBank genome assembly. Lineage: Eukaryota; Phaeophyceae; Ectocarpales; Ectocarpaceae.